Striga hermonthica is the source of this 561-nucleotide messenger RNA. NCBI's taxonomy places the organism in Eukaryota, Viridiplantae, Streptophyta, Magnoliopsida, Lamiales, Orobanchaceae. The record is from the annotation of a GenBank genome assembly.
AUGGCUGAUGGUCAAGAAACCGACAAGAACAUCGAGAUAUGGAAGAUUAAGAAGCUGAUUAAGGCACUUGAGGCUGCCCAUGGAAACGGGACAAGCAUGAUUUCCCUCAUCAUGCCCCCUUGCGACCAGAUUGCUCGUGUAGCCAAGAUGCUCGACAAUGAGUACGCAACAGCCUCCAACAUCAAGAGCCGUGUCAAUUGCCAGUCGGUCCUCGGCGCAAUCACCUCUGCCCAGCAGCGCCUCAAGUUCUACAACAAAGUCCCUCCCAACGGCCUUGUCCUGUACACGGGCACUAUUGUCACUGAAGAAGGGAAGGAAAAAAAAGUCGCGUUCCAUUUCAAGCCCUUCCGUUCCAUAAACUCUUCCCUUUACCUUUGUGACAACAAGUUCCACACCGAAGCCCUGAACGAGCUGUUGAAAUCGGAUGAUUGGUUCAGUUUCAUUAUCAUCUUUGGGACCUUGAGCGGCAACACCCGUGAAAUCCUAAGAAGCACGGGGGUGGUGGCCAGUCUGCCUUGCGUUUUUACCGGUUGGGAGAGGAGAAGCGCCACAACUAUGUGA